AAUGAACCAAAAUCCAACUGAGGUUAUAUUUGAUACAUUCUCAUUAUUUAAUCCCAUAUCCAAAGUUAGAUAUAAAAAUCCCGUAUGAUUGUUUUAUAUAAUAGACUUUAACUAAAGGAUGUUUACAUAAAAAUGCUUGCUUUGAAAUGGAAGAUGCUCUAAACAAAAUUCAAAAUAACGGAUUAUAUUAAUGUCCACAUUGUAACAAAGUCGCAAUGAGUUUGAAUGAUUUAGUUGAAGAUUGGAGAGCUAAAGCUUAUAAAGAAUUUAAUGAAUAUGUUGAGGAAGUGACAUUGAUCAAAGGAAAUUUGGUUAUUAAAUACAUAAGAAAUAAAACAAGAUAUAUGUCAUUUUUUACUUAAAAUGAAUAUAUGAAUUAAAUACAACAAAUAUUCGACAGAGCUACUAAGGAUACCUCAAUUUCUUCAAUGAUCAAAAGAGACUUAGAAUAAUAGAGUUAAAACAAAUAACAAAAAAUUAAUUUUUGGAGUUUUUGCUUGUAAGACAGAGUGAAAAUAACUAUCCCUGUGAGAAUAUUGAGAUGCAAUCAUUACGAAUGUUAUGAAUUAACUAGCUUGCUAUUCUAUUAGUAAUAGAAUAGGAAAAAAAAAGAAUUCUUAGAAUGCAAUCAGCCAGGGUGUUCAAAUCGAUUGAAAAUUGCUCACAAAGACUACACUAAAGAAUCUGAUACUACAAGCAAUCAGGAAAUAGAGGAUUAAGAGAAAUUAUUAGACAUUUAAUUAUUAUUUUCUGGCAUUUGUGUAGAUUAGGAUUUAUUAAAUGCUAUAAAAAUAAGUAAUCCCAGCUCAUAUAAAUUUUACUAUAAUCAGUAAACUGAAAAAAUUGAAGAAGAUUUAAAUAUAGUAAAUAAUUAGCCAGUUGAUCCCUUCAUUUGUAAAUUUUAUGAAAAGCAUCCAGAUUUGUAAGAAAAAAUAUCAUAUUAAGAAUUCAAAAAAUCAAUAUCAUAAUUAGCAAUAUCAGUAAGUCAAGGAGAUCUCCUGUAAGAAGAUUAGAAAUUAAGCAAAUAAGUUGCUUUGUAUAAAUACAGAAAUUAUGAAGUUGAUAUGAAAGACAAAUUCACUUAACUUAUAAUUGAAUAUCCGAUAAGAUGUAAACUUUGUACAAAUCUAGAGAUUUGCAUGGAUAUGAGAAGUUAUAUAGCAGAAUAUAUUUACAGAAAAAAAAUUUCUCCAGCAAAACCUUUCUGCUGUCCAUUAUGUAAUUAAAAAUUAAGUGAGUAAAUUCUAAAGAUGAAUAUUGUCAAUUACAUAUAUUUAGAUUCAAACAUGCUUUCAUACAUGUUUAAGGACACGUCUUAUACUAAUGGAACAAAGAUUUUUCAAUAUUAAGGAGAAUAAUAUAUGUUUUAAGAAUUUAUGGAUAGAUAAAAGAUCAAACGAGAGAAUUAUGUUGCAGAGUUACGGGAAAGAAAGGUUUUAUUUAAACAACUUUUUUGUAUAAUUAAUCCAAAUUAGAGAAUUAAAUAGCCUUUAAUUCUCUAAAAAUGUCCAGAUAAAAAAAUGGCUGAUUUUGCAUCAUUUUAUGAAGAAUUAAAGAGAAUAAAUUUUGAUUACGAAAAUUAAAAUCUAAUAUUAUGUAGAUGUAACUAUUGUAAUUCAAAUCCGAUAAAAACUUUUGUAGGAAACAUCUAUUUUCACGAAGCCUUUUAUGAAGCUCUAAAUAAAUUUUAUAAAAUUAAGGAAAUGGAAAAUGAUAAUGAAUUCUCCUAUUAGUUUGAGGAUACAGAAUAAAUGAGUUAAGUUAUCAAAAAUCGAAUACCUACAGCUAAUUCUAAAAUUAAACUUGUAUAAAAUAAUGUUGGAGCAAGAGAUGCUUCCAAUUUACAAAAUGUGUCAGGAGAAGAGGGAUUUUUAGAUUUAAUGGAUGAUGAUGAAUAUUAAUAGAUCUUUCGUAAAACAGAGAUUUAAGGUUACAAAUAUCAUACUUAAAGUUUGAAAUAGAAUAUAGGUGGAAUAGAUAUCGACUACUCAUAGCAAGGUAUUAAGGCGAAUGUUAAGGAGGCAGUUGACAAAAUGAAUCAGAAUGCUAGUCAAGAAUUAAAGAAAUAUUCUUUUAGUGUUACAGGUAUGACAGUUGAAUUAAAUCGGGAAGUGUUUAGAUAAAACUAAGGAACUUUUACAUAUAAAUAACAAUGAAC
This is a messenger RNA of Paramecium octaurelia, 2158 nucleotides long. The record is from the annotation of a GenBank genome assembly. NCBI's taxonomy places the organism in Eukaryota, Ciliophora, Oligohymenophorea, Peniculida, Parameciidae.